GUUCUUAGUUCGUGAACAUCGGGAAUUUCCAGAAAAGCUAGCGCCACCCUUCGUCCGGGAUCAGAGCUCGUCGAUCUGUCGAAAGAACUUUGCAGAAAAGGGCUUCGACUCGGGCAGAUUUCGUUCCAUCUCUCUGGUGACUUCAGCAAGGUUGGCUCUCCACAAUGUCAGAAUUGCGACAACUUGUCCGUCUCUCAUCAAUUCUCGUCCUCGCCAUGCUAUUGUCGCGGCAAUCUAAUGCAGAUGUUGGCACCGCCGGUCACUACGAUCCUCCGUACACACCGACCGCUUGCUUCGGGUAUGACCCGUUGCAGUUCCCCUCGAGCUUCCUAUUUGCAGCUGCCGGGGAAGGGAUUUGGGACAACGGUGCUGCUUGCGGGAGGCAAUAUUGGGUCAGGUGCAUAAGUGCCGACCGGCCAAAGACCUGCAACCCGGCCCAGUUAGUCCAGGUCAGGAUUGUGGACCGGGCGCUCAGCGCAGUCUCCCGGUCCUCGUCGGACCGCGCCACCAUUGUCCUGUCAAAGACUGCAUUCGAGGCCAUUGCAAAUCCAUCUGCGUCAUCCGUCAACGUCGAAUUUGUACAGGUUUGAAGUGAUCAAGAUGAUACUAUGGAAGCAAAGCAAGGUAGGGCUUUCGAGACCAGAUUGAUACCUUCUGGUUGAAGAUUUACUACUAUGGAUAGUUUAUACGCACGCAAACAGACAUAAUGUAUACACUUUUUUUUUUGGUCGGUAACAUAAUGUAUACUUCGAUAGCAAGAUAAGAUACAUUGUAAUUAAUUAUGAUACAAGCUGAAAUUAUAUAUAUUUGUUCCCUUA
Molecule: messenger RNA, 818 nt
Organism: Eucalyptus grandis
Lineage: Eukaryota; Viridiplantae; Streptophyta; Magnoliopsida; Myrtales; Myrtaceae
Product: EG45-like domain containing protein
Exons: 4
Coding region: 165-590 (141 amino acids)
Source: RefSeq, a predicted model, not a curated record